CCCUUAACUCUCUCUUAACGGGGCGUCCCGGCCGGGUUCGCGGCUCCCGGCAGCCGCCGCCUCCCCUCGCGGCACUUCCGGACCCCGGCGUCGCCCUUUUAAGGGGCAGCCCCCAGCAGCGCUCUCCCCGCCCCCUGUUGCCGGCGCGCGAGGCGGGGGAGCCGGGCUGGAGCGGAGCGCGCGGUCCGCGCGGCCACUGGAGACCAGGCGGCCGGCGGCCGGGCAGGCGGCGGCGGAGCGCGCGGCGGCGUGGCGGCGGAUGGGGACGCGGAGCCGGGCGGCUGUGGCGGCUGUGGCUGUGGCGGCGGCGGGGAAGCAGCUGACGGGCCGGCGGCGGCGGCGGCGCUGGCGGCGGUGACUGGUCCAGGCCCCGGCGGCGGCUGCAGCGACGCGGUGGCGGGCUGCGGGCGGGCGGCGUGAGGAGCGGCGGCGGAGCGCGGGGCCGCCGGGAACCGAGGGCGCCGGGCCGCCCCCUGCCCAGUCCUUGCAGGCCGCCAGGCCCCCUCCAGCCGGGGCCGUGGAGCACCGGGGCAAAGGCCGGGGCCCCCCCAUGAAGGAGCGCGACGCGGCCCCGGCCGAGCGGGGCAAGCCGGCCACCUACACCGGGGACAAGAAGGCGAAGAUGGCGGCCAAGACCAACAAGAAGUGGGUCCGGCUCGCCACCGUGUUCGCCUACGUGCUCUCCGUGUCGCUGGCCGCCAUCGUGCUCGCCGUCUACUACAGCCUCAUCUGGCAGCCGGUGGGCGCCGGGACCUCGGGGGGAGCCGUUGGCCCGCCCCCCGGCGGCUCCAACGCCACUGGCCCGUCUGGGACUUCGGGGGCGGCGGCGGCGGGGCCCAAUACCACUGGGUCGUCCCGCCGCGAGGCGCCGCGCGACGCUCCCCCACUGCAGGCGGCGCGACCGGCGCCUCCGGAGCCCCCUGCGGACAGCCCCCCGGCCGGGCCGCUCGAGCGGCCUCGGGGGCCGGACGAGGACGAAGAGGAAACGGCGGCGGCGCCCGGGAGUCGUUGAAGCCCUCCGCGCUGGAGGCCGCCGGGAACCAUCCUCCCCAAGCCCAGAGUGCCCCCACCAAAGAGGCUUCUUGUUGCAGCCCUCAGUAUCUGGAUAUGGGCCAGGGAGGAAGGAAGGGAAAGAGCAAUGCUGCUGUGCUUCAAUCCUGGCCUUCCCCUCACAGAAUUCUUUUAGGAAGAGCAAGCUUUUAAUCCUUUGAACUUGUAGAACAUCUGGGAGUCCACUUCCCUGUCCUCGUCCUGAUCCCUGCUUUCUGGACUGUUUAAAUCCUCUUUGGGAUGGAUCAGAGAGUCUAGAGAGGCCACUCAUAGGUCCAGCUGCUGGCCUCCUGACUCUCCAAAGCCUUCACUGGAAUUGGGACAUUUGCUCCAGCCCUAGCUGUGAACAUGACCAGAGACAUUAUUUAUAAUUCAGCCAUUUAAGAUAUACCUGUACUCAAAAAGUCCUGUAUAUUUUUUAAAAGUUUUAUUUUUCAGGUGAACAAAAAUACAUCCUAAGAACUCUGCC
This is a messenger RNA of Pongo pygmaeus (Bornean orangutan), 1519 nucleotides long. RefSeq names its product InaF motif containing 2 (gene INAFM2). The record is from RefSeq and is a predicted model, not a curated record. Bases 551 to 1012 code for a protein of 153 amino acids. The transcript is spliced from 3 exons. NCBI's taxonomy places the organism in Eukaryota, Metazoa, Chordata, Mammalia, Primates, Hominidae.